Jaculus jaculus (lesser Egyptian jerboa) is the source of this 1390-nucleotide messenger RNA. RefSeq names its product parvin gamma (gene Parvg). Lineage: Eukaryota; Metazoa; Chordata; Mammalia; Rodentia; Dipodidae. Gene Ontology annotation, biological process: cell projection assembly; actin cytoskeleton organization; establishment or maintenance of cell polarity. The coding region runs from base 147 to 1247 and encodes 366 amino acids. The record is from RefSeq and is a predicted model, not a curated record. Gene Ontology annotation, cellular component: focal adhesion; cytoplasm; actin cytoskeleton. The transcript has 14 exons. Gene Ontology annotation, molecular function: actin binding.
GUGAGCAGCAGACGCCACCUCCCUCCCCCAGGCCCCCGGCGACCGAGGGACCCGGAACCUGCUACUGCUGGGACCCUGGUCAUCCUCUGAGCUUCCCAGGCCUCGCUUGUUUCCUGCUGUAGAAGAGGUGCUAGGUGAGGGAGCAGAUGGAGCCGGAGUCCCUGUAUAACCUGCUGCAGCUCCCAAGGGAGGUGACCCUGCCUGCAGAGGAGGCGCUCCCAGGAGGAGGAAAGAGGAAAUACCUGCCACCCACCUCACGGAAGGACCCCAAAUUCGAACAACUACAAAAGCCCCAUAGCGCUGUAGAAGUACCAGAGGUCUUAGGGACUCAGAACAGGUACCUAAAUGGCCUGGGAGACCAGGGAGGGCUUCCUGGAAGAGGUGCAACUCGACCAGACCUUGAAGGGGUGCUGAUGGAGUGGAUCAAUGCCACACUCCACCAAGAGCACAUCGUGGUCCGGAGCCUGGAGGAGGACAUGUUCGAUGGGCUCAUCCUGCACCACCUGUUCCAAAAGCUGGCGGCACUGAAACUUGAGGUGGAGGAGAUUGCCCUGACUACUGCCAGCCAGAGGCGCAAGCUGGGGGUCGUCCUGGAGGCUGCCAACCGGAGUCUGCAGGUGGAGGAGCCACAGGCCAAAUGGAGCGUGGAAACCAUCUUCAACAAGGACCUGCUGGCUACCUUGCACCUCCUCGUGGCCCUGGCCAGGCACUUCCAGCCCGACGUGCCCCUCCCGGCCGGUGUCCAGGUGGAAGUCAUCCACAUCGAGAGCACCAGGACAGGCCUGAGGUCAGAGAAGGUGGUGGAACAGCUGACCGAAUGCAGCAGCACCCAGGACCAGCCUCCGCAGGACGUCUUUGAUGAAUUAUUUACGCUGGCUCCGGAGAAGGUGCACACCGUGAAAGAGGCCAUCAUGAGCUUCGUCAACCAGAAACUAGAGCGUCUGGGCCUGUCUGUGCAGAAUCUGGACACCCAGUUUGCAGACGGAGUCAUCUUGCUGCUGCUGACGGGACAGCUGCGGGGCUUCUUCCUGCACCUGAAGGCGUUCUUCCUCACCCCCAGCUCUCCAGAGGAAAUGCUGCACAAUGUCACCUUGGCCCUGGAGCUGCUGAAGGAUGAAGGCCUGCUCAGCCAUCCCGUCAGCCCUGAAGACAUCGUGAACAAGGAUGCCAAAAGCACGCUGCGGGUACUCUACAGCCUGUUCCGCAAGCACGCGGGGGACGGCAGACCCCAUGAACCCCCAAAUUAGGAGCUUCUUGCCUCCUGUGCCCCUGGCCUUCCCACCUCAACCCCUUUCCCAGAGGUUUGUGACGCACCUUGCCCCCACAUUACUCCUGUGUCCGUCCUUAGGUGCCUUUGACCUCACAAGAUGGAGAGCUGUUUCGAGCAAAA